Paramuricea clavata is the source of this 1175-nucleotide messenger RNA. NCBI's taxonomy places the organism in Eukaryota, Metazoa, Cnidaria, Anthozoa, Malacalcyonacea, Plexauridae. The record is from the annotation of a GenBank genome assembly.
GAAACAGGGUAUGUAACUUCGUUACAUUCAACCCAAACGAAUCUAACCCCGGAAACGACAUCCGGAUUGUAGUUCCAAAACUGGAACCGAACACCUGUAUCGUUCCGGACUCAUUCCGUCUGUCGUACGAGUUCAAGAACGAAAACACCAAAUCCCGGUUUAUGAAUAACCUCGGUAAACUCGUGUGUGAACGACUCAUGAUAAGGGUGGGUGGUGAAAUCGUAUACGACAAUAACGGCGAAAGUCUCAUCGAAGUCUACAAAGAUCUCUGGAAGAUGAGCACGAAAAGAGCAAAUAUGAUAGAAUACUGGAUUAUGAACGAAAACACAAGAAAGCUAUUGUCGAAGGACGACACUGCCGAUCAGACCGGAAAAACGGACGGCGACUACGAUCUAGUAAUGGCGAAGGUAUACAAGGAGCAGAAAAUGAAACUCGGAAAAAUUCUCAAUGACCACGGCCCCUACGCACCGUACAACAUGAAGAGCGGAUUCGAGUACACGAUAACCCUUCCAAAAGCCGACAAGAUUAUGGUUGCACAAGCGAACGAGAAGGUGGAAGGAUAUACGUUAAAAAACAUACAUCUGGAAUACGAAACCAUCGAAAACGAAGAACUGGCCAAACGGGUAAACGAAGGAUACGAGACCGGCAGAUCCCUGUCAUACGAACACACAACACUGUUGAAAACAACUGUGUGGUUAAAGAAUGCUACAAGGUUCAACGAAACUAUAGACGUUCCAAGGGUAAGCAUGAUGGCUGUGGUCCUACUUUUCAGGAAAAGAACAAUAACCGACAGCGAGGAAUACGUCUUUCCAAGCAUCGAAAAGGUAAAGGUUACAAUAGAGGGGAAAUCGAAUGCCGUAUAUAGUCAGGGUCUAACAACGGAAGAUUUCUACGACGAAGCAAAAAGACUGUUUGGAAUAGCCAACAACACCUGUAACGACGACAUAAACGUCAGGAAAUUCUACAAAGAUAAAUUCGCAUUGGUAAUCGAUCUGAGGGCUGUCGACGACAACCAUAUCGUUGGAAGUGGAAAGAAGCUUCUCGGCGAUAACCCCGGAAUCCCUCUAGAAAUUGAAACGGACACUAUUACCGAAGACAUCCUCUGUAACAUCUUUGUGCUAUCCGAUGGACUCAUAAACAUCAGCGAAAAGCCCCUUCAGGGGAUUAGUUAUUAA